Fusarium odoratissimum NRRL 54006 is the source of this 3295-nucleotide messenger RNA. RefSeq lists its product as uncharacterized. The record is from RefSeq and is a predicted model, not a curated record. The transcript has 7 exons. The coding region runs from base 377 to 1687 and encodes 436 amino acids. Lineage: Eukaryota; Fungi; Ascomycota; Sordariomycetes; Hypocreales; Nectriaceae.
CAACGUCUACCCUUACAUUACCUUACCUUAUACUUCAACUCACCUACCUACCUUGACAUCCAUCACCCAAAAUUUCAUAUCGAUAACCUUACACUUGGAAGCAACUUGUCCAUGUGCGUCGCGCUCUGCAGUCAGCGCUCGUUCUCAAACAUCAACAUUUAGACUGCAACAUACGAGGCGCCAUGGACCAGUCUAUCAUUCGCAUCUCCAAGGAGCUGGGUGACAUCCAGAAGAAUUGUGACUUGUGUAUGUCGCUUUUGCCAAAUGGCAUAUACCACGCAUUCGAAAAACGGAACUGACCACGCGAUCACCUUUUAUUACAGCGCUCGCCGUAGCAUGUCGCGACAUCGAUGUUCGCAAUGUAAAGGCCUUGAUCAUGGGUCCCCAUGAGACUCCCUAUGAGUUUGGGUUCUUCGAGUUUGCCAUUCGGUUCCACAAAGAAUAUCCUUCCAAAUCCCCGAAUGUAAUCUGUAUCACCACAAAUGGGGGACGUUGUCGCUUCAACCCCAAUGUCUACAGCAACGGGAAAGUCUGUCUAUCAAUUCUAGGAACAUGGCGUGGGGAGCGUGGAGAGGAGUGGUCAUCUGCGCAAGGACUUGAAUCAAUCCUAUUAUCCAUCCAAAGUCUCCUAUCAUCUAACCCCUACGAAAACGAGCCGGGAUUCGAGGAUGCCAACGAUGAAAGCGACAAGAAAAACCAAAAGGACUAUAUCCAAAAGAUUUGUCACGAGACACUACGUAUCAGCGUCAUCCAACGUUUGGAAGGCUAUCUUGGAAUGAACCCCGGUAGCACGCAGUUGCACAAUCUUCCAGGAGCGAAUGAGAUGGAUGAUGAUGACAUUGACGAGGCUACCGUCCCCUUCGAGCCUUUUAGAGAUCUGUGCAAACGCCGCUUUCUUUGGUAUUACGAAUCAUACCUCGCUGCGAUCGAAAAAGGCAAAUCAGAGACCAAGCCCAACCAGCCUUUUGCAAGAAUGCCGUUUGAGUCGCCAGGAAACAACUCAAUGGAUGGGAAAUUCAAUUAUCCCGAGCUCGGGAGCCGCCUGCAUGCUAUCAAGGCUGCCAUCGACGCAGAGCCCGAGAAAUGGGCCGUGGAGGGCCUAGAAGCCAAGAAGAAGGAGACAACUGUUGCUGUUAACCUUCAGCAUCAGUUCGAGCAGGUUGUCGAAGUAUUCAAACGAAGCGAUAUGCCACAUGACGUUUUUCUUGAGAACGAGAACCCCUUCGUCUGGGUCAUAACCUAUUUCGGACGUCCUAUGACCAACCUCGAUGGUGGUCUGUUCAGAAUCAAAAUGAACUUCAGCGUUCGUUUCCCCGAAGAGCAACCUCGUGUCAAAUUCGAGACCAAGAUCUUUCACCACCACAUCGCUGCAGACGGUACAGCAUGCUACACUCCGAACCCUAUGAAAAGGGAAGAUGUGCGAUCCCAUAUUGAUGCCAUAUUUGCGAUCCUUGAAGAUGAUGAGCCAGCCUAUGACCCACGCAAAAUUGUGAACCCGGAAGCGACCAAGAUGUACUGGGGAGGAAGCCCAGACGACAAGAAGAAAUACAACCGACGCCUUCGUCGAUCCGUACAGCAGAGCAUGGAGUCAGUAUCUAAUCAAGAUGUCCUGCAGUCAUUCCAUGUGCAAGCUAACCGACCUUUACAGGGACUUCCCAGAGUAACUCACAUGCUCCGUCAGGCUUGAUACCAGGAUUUAGAUGAAAAUAUCACGGGGGCGUACUAGGUCAACAUCAGGGGCAUUGAUCUGAUUUACAUGGCGUUGGGGCCUGUGGUUCAUGUUGAAAUGACAUGGUCUGAGGAUUGGACCAUUUCUUUACAAUGCGGUUGACUUGAUUUGCCGUGGCCAGGUUGUGAUACAUGUGGCAUAAUCUACACAAGGCUACUAGACAUAUGAGAUAUACCAAGUCGCCCUAUUUCCUUGCCCCAGUGAAAACCUAUCGAUUUACUCUUGAUUUUGGGUUAUGAGACCCACAGACCUUCCUGUAAUGAAGAUGUUUCUUCAAACACAAGCACGAUUAAGAGGUUAACAUAUUACAUACGGCUUUCCUUUUGCAAGUUGCUCAGUACACAAAUUUCAAAUCCAACAUAAUUGCUUGUUUGGUUUCGUUGCCAAUGUUACCAGAAUAAGUGAUCAGCAUAAUCGAAAUGUCGGGUUGUAUUGUUUGCACCCUAUGAAACGCCAACCAUCUAUUCUCUAACGCCGAUAUGUGAAUAUGAUGUAUCCAUUGCAUCAAAGUUCCGCUCAAAGACAAUAUUUGGAAUCUGUGUAUGCGAUUUCUUUCGUAAAUCAUGGUGCCAUCAUUUCUCAUGACCUCCUACUCUUGGGCUUCUUGCUUAGGCGGUCCUGGGUUGGGUUAUAGGGCGCCGCCACACCUUGGUAUCUCUCUUGCUUCCCUUCACCUCUGAAUUCGUACAUGCCGUUUACGCCUAUCGCUGCUGGUGUGCCCUGGUUGGGACGCGUGACUUGUUCGUUGUGAAGUUUGUCGAGGGAGUCACCGACCACAGCGUAUUGCGACCAGUUGAUGGGCGGGCAGCGAACCACAUUUUGCGGCUGGGGAAGAUUCGUCCAUGCUGGUGGUUGGGUAGCGAUGCGCUGCUUGGAGGACCCUUCACCGGGGCCUUGUUGAUUACCGCUGCCUUGACCGCUCAUCCCUGUAUCUUCAUCGUCGCUAUCGCUAUCAUCUUCGGGCGCAUUAAUCUUUCCUGCGACAAGGUCUUUUACGAAAGCUUCAGGGUCCUGGACAGCUUCGUCUUUUGCGCGACUGAGAGCUUGGAUGUCGGCAGUAGCGCGCUGUCGCUGAAUUUGUAGAAUGGAAAUCGCUGACUUGAGCGCAAUGACGUCUGGGUUGGAAUCAAAGGCUAUUGGUUGAGGUGCAGGCGGUGGUAUCGCAGUCUGGUCGGGUUGUGAAUGUGUAAGGCUUGGAUGACCGCCGGCGCUUGCGCUUGUAGCUUCGGUCAAGGGGCGUUGGGUAGGACGCAAGGGAGGUGUGAUAGGGGAAACAGGCGGUCGGGUCGGAGAAGGGGGAUUAUUGCUGGGAGGGUUGUCGGUGUUGAUUGUGAGGGCGGGCAUGAUCGAGUUGCGCCGCUGAAGAAAUUGCUUUUGUUGACUCUGACAAAGAUGUAAGCUCUUGCGCAAGUUGAUUGUGAGCUAGGCACCGAAGAACGGAGAUGUCACGGGAGAGCUCCGGACGACGGCGGAGGAGGAAGUGAGAAUGGUCCAAUAGGAACAAAGACGUGGGACACAGGACCGAAGAUGAGGGAAGUGAGAAGAGAAGUGGACGGGACGGGAUCG